This is a messenger RNA of Symbiodinium sp. CCMP2592, 1191 nucleotides long. Lineage: Eukaryota; Dinophyceae; Suessiales; Symbiodiniaceae. The record is from the annotation of a GenBank genome assembly.
AUGUUCUGCAGCGAGAUGGGAGAGUUCAUGCCUGCACGCUGGAAUGCCACGUGGUGGGGCUACUGGGUCGUGUGCAUCACGGUGGAGGAAGUCUCCGAGAAGGGAGAAGAAGACGAGUAUAUUCGUUUUUUCCAAUACAAGGAGGAUGGCAGCAUCUGGGUGAAGACCACCCUUCUGCGCUUGUCCAGUCCUCCCGACAAGCACGUCUCGGAUCACCUUUUCCACAACAUCACCGAGUACACGGAGGUGCGGCAGGCCAUUUGGGCAAGCAUUGUUCUGGGACGGUAUGUGGAGUACCUGGAGGAGGGCGGCACAAGCCCGUCCGGUGCUCUUCCGACGCAGAGCGACUGGGAAAGCCGGAUGUACCUCUCCAGAUUUGGUUAUGGGGUGCAAGACGUGGAUCCGGUGCUGUCCUUGGCCGUGGAAAGAUACAUGGACCGGGAUGGGCAUCGGAAGUACGAGGUGCGCUGUGCCCUGAGGUUGCCGGAGAAGGAACUACCUGCUGGCCGAGCAGUUGCUGCUGCUUCUCGAGACGACAAAGAGAAGCUGCAGGUGGACGCGUUGUUCACCGUGCUCCCCCUCUCUUGGACCACGUGGAAACGGCUUUUUGAGCUGCGCGAGCAGCUCUACGAGCCGGUAAAGGAGUACCUUGGUGCGGGAUACGAAGCACACUUCGCCUCCGCGCCGUUCGCUCUACGCAUUGGCCUCGUCAACACGGCUGAGCGCCUGGAUGCCUGGGUGGAGAGGCUCGCCGAGCUGGUGAACAAGCGCCUGCUUCAGGGCCGCCUUUUGGGGGCCAUCCUCAGAUUCAUGGACGCCCCGGCGCCGGUGGAGAAAGAGGAUGGCACCCUUCAGCCUCAGGCCAACUUCAGCGGCGAUCGCCCGCUCACGGGCGGCUCACGAGAAUUUACCAUCCGCGAGUGGCGAAGCGACUGGCAGAAGGAGCUGAAGGCCAAGCUUCUACAGCUGGGAGCUGCGCAGCAGGCAUGGAAAAGCCAUGUCCACAUCAAAGACGACACCGGGUCCCAGCUCAUUGCGAAGUGCAGGGAGGACGGUUACCCAUACGUGACUUUCAUGGAUGCGGCGAACAAAGGGCAGCCGAUCCAGUUCCCUGUGUACGUCACGGUGGAUGCCGCCGUCCUGCAAGACAGGUGGGCGGAGCCGAUAGAGUUCGUGGUGACCUGCGACUAG